Messenger RNA from Capsicum annuum, 1879 nucleotides. Its product is annotated as auxin transporter-like protein 5. NCBI's taxonomy places the organism in Eukaryota, Viridiplantae, Streptophyta, Magnoliopsida, Solanales, Solanaceae. Gene Ontology annotation, cellular component: plasma membrane. The record is from RefSeq and is a predicted model, not a curated record. Bases 111 to 1592 code for a protein of 493 amino acids. The transcript is spliced from 8 exons.
UAUGUUUACUACUAGACAGCCAGCUAAGUUUUUAAGUCCAUUUCAUUAGUGAACGCUGCCUAUACCACAUAUAUAUUGCUAAACAUUUUAGUUCGAAGAAGAAGAAGAAAAUGGAGUCUUCUGACAAAGUGGUGGAAACAGUGAUAGUAGGGAAUUAUGUUGAGAUGGAGAGUGAAGGGAAGCCUAAUAACACUGACAUCAAAUCCAAAAUCUCCAAUUUAUUCUGGCAUGGUGGCUCUGCUUAUGAUGCUUGGUUUAGCUGUGCUUCUAAUCAGGUAGCUCAAGUGCUAUUGACACUACCAUACUCAUUUUCUCAACUAGGAAUGCUCUCUGGCGUUACAUUUCAACUCUUCUACGGUUUAUUAGGCAGUUGGACUGCUUAUCUCAUUAGUAUUCUCUACAUUGAGUAUAGAACUAGAAAGGAAAGAGAAAAAGUCGAUUUCCGCAAUCACGUCAUUCAGUGGUUUGAAGUUCUUGAUGGGUUGCUAGGAAAACAUUGGAGGAACGUUGGCUUGGCAUUUAAUUGCACUUUCCUUUUGUUUGGAUCUGUUAUUCAACUUAUUGCCUGUGCAAGCAAUAUAUAUUACAUAAAUGAUAAUUUGGACAAAAGAACUUGGACUUAUAUAUUUGGAGCUUGUUGUGCAACUACUGUAUUCAUUCCAUCUUUUCACAACUAUCGAAUCUGGUCUUUCCUUGGCCUAUUAAUGACCACUUACACUGCUUGGUAUCUUACUGUCGCAUCACUCCUCCAUGGCCAGGUGGAGGGGGUGAAACAUUCAGGUCCAACAAAAAUGGUUCUAUACUUCACCGGAGCAACAAAUAUUCUCUACACAUUUGGGGGACAUGCCGUUACUGUAGAAAUAAUGCACGCGAUGUGGAAACCACAAAAGUUUAAGGCAAUUUACUUAUGGGCAACACUGUAUGUGUUAACACUGACCCUUCCAUCAGCAGCAUCAGUGUAUUGGGCAUUUGGAGAUUUGCUACUUGAUCACUCCAAUGCCUUUUCUCUUCUUCCUAAAUCACCCUUCAGAGACAUGGCUGUCAUCCUCAUGCUCAUUCAUCAGUUCAUAACAUUUGGUUUUGCAUGCACACCAUUGUAUUUUGUAUGGGAGAAGGCCAUAGGCUUGCACGAAUGCAGGAGCCUAUGCAAGAGGGCGGCGGUGCGGUUGCCAGUUGUGGUUCCGAUAUGGUUUCUGGCCAUUAUCUUCCCAUUCUUUGGCCCUAUAAACUCCUCCGUUGGUUCACUCCUCGUUAGUUUCACCGUCUACAUUAUCCCGGCUCUCGCUCACAUGCUCACCUUUAAAACGGCUGCAGCUCGAGAGAAUGCGGUAGAGCAACCCCCAAAAUUCGUGGGCCGUUGGGCUGGAACAUUUACGAUAAACAUCUUUGUGGUGGUUUGGGUACUGAUUGUUGGGUUUGGAUUUGGUGGUUGGGCUAGCAUGACCAAUUUCAUUCAUCAAAUCGACACAUUUGGUCUUUUCACCAAGUGUUACCAAUGUCCACCUCCACCGCGAUCCCCACCACCACUCAUCCCUCAGGUUGGCGCUCCAAGUCCGGCUCCAGCCAACAUCACUCGCCAUCACCACCUAUGAGCUCAUCGAUACCGAUAUUCAUGCUGGAAAUGAAAUAGGGUUAAAAGACCUAUUCGACCCUCAAUUUCGCACGACAUUAUGAGUUGGAACGAUAGUGAGAUCAAGAUGCACGGGUUCUAUGUGUAAAUUUGCGAGUCACAACAAUUUCACCCCACCCCCAUCCCUUCCCUGUCUUAAUUUUUUUUUUCUUUUUCCUUUUUAGCUUGAUUUGGGCAUUUGGUUAGUGUUGGUUAAUUAAUGUAGUAUGCAACAUGUUUCUAGAAAAAAGAUUUGCAACUUUUUAGUUC